Ruditapes philippinarum (Manila clam) is the source of this 1583-nucleotide messenger RNA. Its product is annotated as prolactin regulatory element-binding protein-like. The transcript has 9 exons. Gene Ontology annotation, molecular function: guanyl-nucleotide exchange factor activity; GTPase activator activity; protein binding. Bases 13 to 1290 code for a protein of 425 amino acids. The record is from RefSeq and is a predicted model, not a curated record. Gene Ontology annotation, cellular component: endoplasmic reticulum membrane. NCBI's taxonomy places the organism in Eukaryota, Metazoa, Mollusca, Bivalvia, Venerida, Veneridae. Gene Ontology annotation, biological process: protein secretion.
UCCACUGCCAACAUGGCGCCUGAGAAAGGGAAGUUGAUUGUCAAAUCGGAUUUUCCUAUGUACAUAGUCAAAUCCUUAGGCGAAAGACAUUUCUUAGUAGCUGGUGGUGGAGGACAAGCAAAAACUGGCGUCUCAAAUGCUAUUGAGAUAUAUGAGAUUAAACAACGUGAGGAUGGUAUACAUGCAAGUAGUGUAUGCAGACAUGACCUUGGCCUUCAAGCCCCGAUGAAUGGUGCAACACUGUAUGAUGGAAGACAUCAUAUGUUCGCAGGAGGCCUUGAUGACGAGUGUCACUUAUUCUCACUAAAGUACAGAGUGAUUUCCCCUCAGAAAUCAGAAGCAAAGGAUGGAAAAUCAGGGUCAACAGAAGCUGUGAAGCGUAAAGGAAAGGAAUCCAAAGAUAAGGAUGAACCAUCAAGUAAUACCAAUAACCAUUCUAAUGAAACAAAACAUGUGACUUUUGAAGUAGAAAAAAUUAAAAGUGUUCGUACAGACUUUUGCAGUGAUGGAAGUUUUCAGAAAUGUGUUCAGAUUGGCCCAGAUCACAGUAUCAUAGCAACAGGUGGAGCAGACGGACAUCUCAGAGUUUGGAAGACAGAUGGAAUGACAAAGUUACAUGACAUAGCAGCUCACAAAUCUGAGAUAGAUGAUCUUGAUAUUAGUCCUAAAGGUGAUAAAAUUGUUACAAUAGCUAGAGGAAAUUUUUUUUGUGUAUGGAACACCAAAGAUGGCAAAAAACACCUAGAUAUGGAGUGGCCUGGAAAAGCAGGAGAGCAUAGAUUUAGAGCUUGUAGAUUUGGUUUGAAAGAAGGGAACUUAAAAAAGGGUUUUAAUUUGUACACUAUAAACAUCCCUAUAAAGCGACAGACUAAACCAGAUCCUUGUUUUAUAGCACUAUGGGAUGGGGAAAGUUUUAAACCAAGACUUGUGAUGAAUGCUGGUACAGAGGUACUGUCCUCUCUAGCAGUAAGUGAUGAUGGAGUAUAUGUUGGUGUUGGAAUGAUAACAGGAAGUGUAGCUGUGUAUACCUCCUUCAACCUACAGAAACUAUAUUACAUUAAAGAGGCACACAGUAUAUUUGUGACAGGUUUAGAUUUUAUGCCAGUCUCUGAAGGUGCUAGAGCUGUAUCAGGGAACCAGGACUUCACCUUACUUAGUAUAUCUGCUGAUAAUACUGUGAGAGUCCACCAGGAACCAACCAGAGGCUCAGUCAAUGCAAUAUUUGUUCUUCUGGCAGUUGCAAUGAUACUUAUAGGAAUUUUCUACUCAAUGGCAUGGAUUGGAUUGUGAUGAACGCUUUUAAACAUUCCCGUGUAGAACUUUUAUUUAUCGUGAACUGUUGUGGGUUGUAAUUAGAUAUAGAAAAGCGGCAAGGCAAAGUUUGUCUGUGAUAUUAAAACUUUGACGAUUAUGAUAAGAAAGGUUGUUUCAAGGCAUUAAAAGAAUUUUGUUGACAGUUGAGCUACAAAUAUUUUGCUUGACUCAAACAUUUGCAAUUUUUUUCCUGUUGUUAAAGACCUUUUGCUAUGAUAAAUAUUGUAUUUUUAUGCUCCUCGAAUAAAACCUUAUUACAUGUAGUAAAA